Didymodactylos carnosus is the source of this 966-nucleotide messenger RNA. Lineage: Eukaryota; Metazoa; Rotifera; Eurotatoria; Philodinida; Philodinidae. The record is from the annotation of a GenBank genome assembly.
AUGAGUACUAACAACACAUCGACCGAUAAUCCCAUAUCGUCUAUUGACCGUGUAACGGCAUUAAUAAAUUUUUAUGCUGCAUUCCCCUUUCUGUUCUUUGGCACGAUUGGUAAUCUGUUGACGAUUAUUGUCUUCACCCGGAAAACGUUACGUAGCAAUCCGUGCGUUGUCUAUCUAUCAGCAACAGCGAUUCCAUGUACACUGGCAUUAUACUUUGCUUAUUUAGUGAAAAUUAUUCAAAAUUUCGGUUUUGACUUGGCAGCAAUAUCGGCAUUUUGUAAAAUGCGUCUAUACAUCAUUGAUCCGUCACAAUUCACUUCUUCUUGGUUUAUGAUGUUAGCUUGUAUUGACCGAUAUGCAUCGAGCAGUGAACAUGUUCGUAUACGGAAUUUCAGUCGAUUAUCCGUGGCUUAUCGUUUGAUACUAAUUGUUACUUUGAUCGGAUGUGUCAUUUACACCUAUAUAUUCCAUUGUUAUGAUUCUCAUGUAUCUAAUUCGCCAGUUGUAUGUUAUAUCCGUACCGAUACCACAUUUCCUUGUUACAUAUUUGACAGUGUUAUAUUUUUCGCAUUGUUUAGUACUAUACCACCUGUUGGUAUGACGAUUUUUGGUGCAUUGACAUUUCGUAAUAUUCGCAAAAUGCAUUCUCGUCGAACUGAAUACUUACCAUCAGCCGGCAACGCCGGUAAUCGAUCGAAAACAAGGCAAAAACUUGAUCUGAAAAUACUUCGAAUGUUAUUUGCACAAGUGCUCAUGUUGAUUGUGUCAACAAUGCCAUUGUCAAUUUAUAAAGUCUAUUCGACAGCUACAUUGUAUAUUAUAAAGACUCAAAUGAGACGAGCCAUUGAGAAUCUUCUAUAUCAGAUUGUUCUCACAUUGAGUAAUCUCAAUAAUGUUACAACAUUCUAUUUGUAUUUGUUGAGUGGACCCAUUUUCCGGAAAGAACUCAUACAACUGUUUAAAUGA